UUUGGUCUCGUUCUGUUCUUAUCUCAAGGAACAUUUAUCUCUUAUUGUUCUUCUGUAGAAAGCAAUAAUUUCUACUCUUUGGAAACUAACAUGAAGAACUAAAUACCCUGAUAAAGUUUUCACGUCACUAAAAAGAUAAAUAUAUAUUUUCUGCAAAACAAAUUGAUAGAGUAUAAAAACAUAUGGUACAGUGGGGAAAGAUAAGAUAGAUAGGUGUGUGUGAGGGAAAGAAAAGAAAGAUGUCAGGGCCUGAAUGCUGUUCAAACCCACCAAUCCUUAGCCCAACUGCAGGAAAUGGAACUGUGGAGAAACUGGGUGCUCUUGACUGCUAUCUCACUGCCUCUCCUCACUCUAACUUCGCCGUUCUUAUGCUCUCCGAUAUUUUCGGAUAUCAAGCGCCACUUUUAAGGAAACUUGCUGACAAAGUUGCAGCUGCUGGGUAUUAUGUGGUUGUUCCUGACCUCUUGGAGGGUGACCCCUUUAAGCCUCAUGAUUCUCUCAAUGACUUACCUGUUUGGUUAAAAGAUCAUGGACCCGUGGAGAAAGGUGCUGAAGGUUCAAAACCCGUAAUUGAAGCCUUAAAAAGUAAAGGCUUUUCUGCAAUCGCUGGUGUUGGUUUUUGUUGGGGUGCUAAGGUCGCGGUUGAACUUGCCAAAUCCAGACUGAUCCAAACAGCAGUGCUGUUGCAUCCAGCAUUUCUCUCUGUGGAUGACUUCAAAGAUGUUGAUACUCCAAUUGCUAUACUUGGAGCCGAGAGUGACAAAUAUUGUCCUCCAGAGCUUGUGAAACAAUUUGAAGAACUCCUAGCUGCUAAACCUGGGAUUGUUUUUGUGUUGACAGGUAUCGAGUUUUGUUAAAAUAUAUGGAGAAGUAGAACACGGUUGGGCUGUGAGAUACGACACAGAAGAUGCAGAAGCUGUGAAAGCCGCAGAGGAGGCCCACAAGGACUUGCUGGAUUGGCUUGCUAAACAUCUUAAGUGAGAAUGUUGUUCAGAUACUAUAAUGCCAUGCACUUCUUCUACCCAUAUCCCUAAAAUAUGUCAACACAGUCUUUUUCGUUUUUUACUUUUUCUGUGUUUUUUUUUUAUUAUUGUUGACAGUUCAAUAACUGGUGUAGAACAACGAGAAAAAACUCAACAAGAUUUGAAAAAUAGUUAUCAAACUUAUGUUAUGCUAUUUGAAAAGAACAAGUUUAAGUCACAGAA
This is a messenger RNA of Vigna unguiculata (cowpea), 1205 nucleotides long. Its product is annotated as endo-1,3;1,4-beta-D-glucanase-like. Lineage: Eukaryota; Viridiplantae; Streptophyta; Magnoliopsida; Fabales; Fabaceae. The record is from RefSeq and is a predicted model, not a curated record. Gene Ontology annotation, molecular function: hydrolase activity.